Messenger RNA from Dermacentor albipictus, 1974 nucleotides. NCBI's taxonomy places the organism in Eukaryota, Metazoa, Arthropoda, Arachnida, Ixodida, Ixodidae. The record is from RefSeq and is a predicted model, not a curated record.
AUGGGCGCAAGAACAUACAAUUAUAUCAAGGACUUUCUGACGGGGCGGACCACCGAGCUCUGCGCCGGCGAUCUACGGCUCCAAGAGAAGAGGCUCGGCAGUGUCGGGACCCCCCAAGGCUCGGUCAUCUCGCCGUUGUUAUUCAACCUCGUUAUGAUCGGGGUGGCCAAGCGACUCUCUCGCGUUGAGGGCGUCCGGCACACCAUCUACGCCGAUGACAUCACGCUGUGGGUUCCGGGAGGCAGCGAUGGUCACAUUGAGAGCACGCGGCAAGAAGCCGUCGACGCGAUUGAAGACCAGCUGAACGGUUCCGGUUUGAUCUGCUCACCGAGCAAGUCAGAACUGCUGGUGUUACCACCGAAAUACGUCAGACGUAAGAAGAGCGAAGCGAGGGAUUACGAGGCCAUCAAGGUCGUGACGAGGAACGGCCACGUGAUCCCGGAGGUCGACAAAAUCCGGGUGCUCGGCAUGAUCAUAGACAAGCGACGGGGCAACGGGUCUCGCGCAACGGGGAUCGUUGGAACACCGGCGCGACUAGGGCCACCAGGCCUUCGGAACCCACAUCUCCAGGUGAGGUUCACCUGGCCGAGCGUCCGUCUUCGGGACAGGGAACACCUCGGGUCGUUGCACGGCACGAGACCCCGGAACGGCCUGCUGCAGCCUCGAACCCGCAUCUACGUGCGAGGUUCGGGAGAGCGAGCGUCCGUCGUCGAGACGAGGAGCGCCUCGGGUCGUUGCCUUGCACGAGGCCUCAGGUCGGCCUGCCGGCAUCUUGGAACCCGCUUCUACGCGCGAGGUUCGGGUGACCGGGCGACCGAGUGGCCUGUUCUCGUCUACGGAGCUGUGGGCCGUCCACCUUUUCCUGCCCCGUGCUGCUGCGUCUGCUAUUCCACGCCGGUCAUCACUCGACCAACAAGCGUUUCACCUCAAGGACUCUACGUGUCACCACACUGCGGACUUAACCGCAACCUCCUUGUGCCCGGACUGCUGCUCCGUGCCAGUCCGAGUUUCGAGCCACCAGGACAGGUCGGAACAACAUGCGUCGUGAAUGCCACCACUAUCAACCUACAACGAGAUUCCGUGCUGCAUCACUCGUCAUCCACCUGCGCGGACGCUGGGAGCCGGGGCUGUGCACAUCACAUGUGCCCAGCGCCACCACUCAACCCACCUAUAAAAGACCACCUCAAGCAAGGCCGAGCCAUUGAGCACGGCGGCACUUAUGGAAUGCGAUCAGCCAACAAUGCGCUUAUCUUCAUCCUACAGAUUGCGCUGUGGCCAAGCGGCCUCACCACCGGGCAGGCCACACAUAUGCACGCAAAUGGAACAAUGCCAGUGGCUUCGGAUGACAGAGCACGGGACAACAAAUCUGCGUAGACUCCGAUCACGAUCGACGCCCUUCAACUACGCAGCGACCACGUCACGGAUGCGGUCACAACAACCUUAUCAGGCACUCGGCAGCAUAUAAACCCGACCCAUGACCCCAUCCGCUUCAGUGGACUUGGUGGCACCGACCAGACGACCAUGCUUAUUCCUGCUCUUUUCGUUGUGGAGAUUGCGCUGUGGCCAAGCGGCCUCACCACCGGGCAGGCCACACAUAUGCACGCAAAUGGAACAAUGCCAGUGGCUUCGGAUGACAGAGCACGGGACAACAAAUCUGCGCAGACUCCGAUCACGAUCGACGCCCUUCAACUACGCAGCGACCACGUCACGGAUGCGGUCACAACAACCUUAUCAGGCACUCGGCAGCAUAUAAACCCGACCCAUGACCCCAUCCGCUUCAGUGGACUUGGUGGCACCGACCAGACGACCAUGCUUAUUCCUGCUCUUUUCGUUGUGCAGUUGCUCACGUAGCCCCCUCCUGUUUGGACAGAUGUCGGCAGUAUUGUGAAAAGAAAUAACUAACUACCAAAGAAAUUCAACAUUAAAGCAGCACACUUUUCUCAGCUUUGUUUUUCUAGCAGCUAGUAACGAACA